AUGUCCACCCCCAGUGAUAUUCAAGCUCUCCUGGCGAGCAUAAAGUCUCGACCUUCUCCUUCGAACACCCCUGCUCAGGAUCCUGGCAUGGCCCAGUAUCCUCAGCAUUACCCGCAGCAUGGAUACAGGCCGCAGGCGCCGCCCUAUGACGGCCAGGGCUACGCGCAUUCCCAUCUGCAUCAGCAGGCCUACCAUCACCCCUCGGUCUCGUCGGCCCUGCAAAGCCCUUCUCCAGUCAACAAUCCUCCUCGUCACCCAUCGGACAUCCUGAGCCCCAACGUCGCCACCCCCGGCGAAUCGUUUCCCCAGCAUCAACCCCAGCCUCAGAACCCUGACCGCUCCGUCAACUUGUUGAAUCUACUGAAGUUCAACCAACAUGGUGCUGGCUCUCCUCAGCAGCAGGCCCCUACAGCUGCAGAACAACCUGUUCAUACACACCCAUCGGCCCCCGUCCCAGAGGAUGCUUCGAGGUCUCACGCGAGGGACAUCUCUGCGUCUGACCUGGUAACCACUCUUUUUGGUAGACAGGGACAAGCUGCUACUGCUAACCCGGGCCAGCAAGCGGACCAACCCGCUGCCGAAAGCCCUUCUGCUACGACGAAUCCCGAAAAGCCGCAAGAUAUGUUACUGCGUCUGCUCAACCUGCCCACGUCAGGUCAGAAAUUGUCCGAUGCUGCUGUCCAGUCUCCUGGUUCUAUUGCAUCUCAGAAGAAUACGUUUUCGGAGUCUGGAUUAGGACGUUCGACACCGCCAACGCAAGGUGCCGUGGAGCCGACGAGUUUUGCUCCUGUAAGAUCGGACAACCCAACCCCACCCGGCAAUGAAACCAUUUUCGCGCACGUUAAUCCGUUCGAACAGCUGGCGGCUGUGUCGCGGAACCGAACCCCUCAGCCCAAUCUUCAAGAUGAGAGCCCGGUUGUUGAAUUUACGAAAGACGAGAAAGUGAAUGUGACUACCGAGUUCCAACCUCAACCCGCACCACGAACUGCCGAAAACGCGCGCCCGAACCCUCCUAGUUUGGAUGGACACCAAAAGGAAGCCGUUACAAAUGUGGUUGACAGGCUCGUAGAGCAGAUUACACGGGACGUUGACGAGUCUUACGAAAAGUUGACUCAGGUGAAUGGUUCUCCAGGACCAGCGCUGCAAGAAGAUAGCGUUAAAACUACUGUGAUGACCACUGAGACUACUGUUCAGGAUUCCAAUGGUGAGACGGAAGUCGUGAAAGAAACUACUGAGGAAGUUGCUGCUACCACAGGAGUGAAAGAGAAUUCCAAUGGCAGUGGGGAGGCGUUGGCGGAUAGUUGGGAGAGUGCCGAGGACAGUGCUGAAAAGGAUGAAGAACGUGUCGUUCCCGUACACAACUUUCCCCUGAGGCCAUUCAUAUCCAUUAUUGUCAAGCCGUAUGCUGGAAAGCUCCCGGCUUUGCGCGACGACGGAAUCAUGGAUAUUGCUCGGUUGAAGAAAGACUUCGAUCAGCUCGACCGUUCGUUGACCUCUGCUACUCCCGACUAUAUUGUCUAUGCGCUUGCCAAAAAUGGAGGAAUGAGAAUUAUUCGUCAAGACGAUGGAAGCGACAAGCAGGUGCUACGCUCCACUCGUGACCGUGUGUUUAAUGUUGCGGUAUGCACAUCACAGUCUGCCGGCGGGUCUUCCGAAGACCAAGCCGUUCUAGGAAUUGGUGUCAGUGGCACUGUAUACUGGAUUUUGAUUUCUCGAGGAGAUAAAGAUCUUUUUGAGCAGGAUGCUUUGGAGAGUGAAAGUCUCAUCUUCCCACCGUUCCCGGCUUCUGACGAGAACACCUCCGGCGGCCAGCUGAAAACGCGGGCUAAACGGAGCUCUCAGCACUCUGGGUUCUUUGCGAUUGGGCGGGGCAAGAACAUCUAUGUAAUCUCUCCACAGGCUGCUGCAAACCCUACAUACGGCGUCUCGGGCAACAACCGAACUGUGAAUACUGAAAAAUUCUUCAAGGAGCGCGCUUUGAAGAUCUCAACCGGAAAGGCCGGGAAGGACUUCGUGUUUAGCGCUGACGAUACCGUCAUUGCUUCGCUCGAUAAAACCGGUCGCCUUCGUUUCUGGGAUAUCCGCGAAGUGGUCAACAACCCAGACGCCGGUAUCAAUGCUUCUGAGAUCCGUAUCCCGCUGAACACUUUUGUGACUGGCUCUCCUACCGAGAAGUCGUGGCCAACAUCUGUCCUUUUCAUGGACAAGUUGCGCCCUUAUGUGAAGUCGAUGGCGCUCCGUUACGUUCUUGUUGGAUUGAAGCAGAAUCACACUUUGCAGCUCUGGGAUAUUGGGCUAGGCAAGGCAGUGCAGGAGCUCAAAUUCCCGCACGAGAACGAGUCCGACGCCAUUUGCAGUGUUGCGUAUCACGCACCAUCUGGAAUCCUUGUUGUCGGACACCCGACCCGGAACUCCAUAUACUUUGUUCACUUGUCGGCCCCGAAGUAUAACUUACAGUCGAUGUCACAGGCCUCAUUUAUCAAGCGUGCGGCAGAGAAGGACAACACCCUUCCGAAGCCGGAAUCAACCGCUUGUCUCAGCGGGAUUCGUGAGGUAUCUUUCGCGUCAAAGGGCCAACUUCGCAGUCUGGACCUUCUGCCGAUCACAAAGGCAGCCGGCGAGGAAAGUGGCCUUUUCGAACUUUACGUUAUGCACUCUCGUGGCGUUACAUGCCUUAACAUCAAGAAAGAAGACCUCGGUUGGAGCCAAGACAACAGAAUUGUUCGCCCCGUUAAUGCUCUUAGCGAGGGCCUGAUUGAGAUUUCUGAUCUUCAAUCCUUCCCAACCUACGUUGCAGACGAUUUUUCUGUAAACGGUGAUUCUACUGGCACUCCCACAAAGGUUGUACCAAAGGAAUUUGUGAAGGCUACCCCGGAGCCCAUCGCUGAAGAUAGCGCCAGUGCCGGUGCUGGACCCAGUGCUCAACGCACACAAUCCCCUACAAAGGCCGCGCCCAAGAAAAAGCAGGUUGAUGAGCCUGUAGAAGCGACGUCUGCGGGCCCGUCUGAAAAACCUGAGAAAAAGAAGAAGAAGAAGGGAGCUGCUGCGGCCAGUGAACCUACGAAGAAGGAACCUCUCUCGACACCUGAUCAGUUUAACCGUGAGGCGCCGAAGGUUCUGGCGAGUGCACCCAAGCCCACAGUCGCAGGAAAUGGUGUUGGCGAUUCUCACGAGACCUGGAAUAAACACAUCGAGGCAUUGCAGGAUGGAGUCACUUCUGAAUUCAACAAGAGCCUCGGCCGUGAGCUAGAAGGACUAUACACUCGGUUUGAUGAGGAACGGCGUAGCUGGGACGCUGCGUUUGCUUCCAAGCAAGACCAGGUUUUGCGCAUGGUAUCAAGCACGCUCUCCGAAAACGUGGAGAAGAACCUUGCGCGUAUUGUCACCCAGAGCAUCCAGUCUGACGUGGUCCCCGCGCUUGGAGACCUCACUUCUGCUGCUGUGAGCAAGCAAUUGAAUACUGUUCUGUCUCAGCAAUCUGGUGGUGUCAUUUCCCGUGAACUGCGGCAGUCUCUGCCGGACUCAGUUUCCCGCGCUCUGCAGCAGCCCGACGUAAUGAAAGUUGUGUCAGAUGCUGUGAGCCAGAGGUUGAGUACUCAUGUAGAAAGCCAAAUUUCCAAGACUCUGCAUGAUACCCUUGCGCCCACUCUGAAGAAUGUCGCUCUCCGGGCAGCGGAGAUGGUCGGAAAUGACGUGGAGAAGCGUAUGCAGACUCAGAUAAAGCAACAUGAAGCCCAACGCCAAGCCGAUGCUGCCAAAAUCGACCAACUCACUGCUCUAGUUCGCGGCAUGUCGGAUACUGUUGCGUCCAUGGCCGCUGCGCAGACUGGAUUCCAGCAGGAGGUUUUGCGCCUGAACCAGGUUGUUUCUGCGCAGAAUGAACCCGGAACCCAACAAAUCCCAGUGAAUCAACCAGCAGUCGCGCCAGCUCCGUUCAACGAAGUGCCAAACCCUGAAGAAAGAGAGAUUGCAGAAAUUACACAGUUGAUACGCGAUGGGAGAUACGAAGAAGGCUCAGUUAAGUGGCUUCAAUCUGAGCAACAGGCAGAUCUGUUCGAUCGCCUCUUUGUCCACAUUGACCCGUCCUACUUGAACACACUUUCCCCCAUAGUGGCACUGUCAGUUGGUGUGGCCGUUACAUCCUCCAUGCAGACAAAUGCUAUGGAGCGUCUCACGUGGCUCGAGGUCGUUCUUCAGACAGUUAAUUUAAGGGAUGCCGAUAUUCAAGAGGUCGCACCCAAGAUUAUGGACAUCCUGAUCGCUCGCCUGAAUGGCCUCUACAUGUCUGUUGCCAAAGAGGCACCUCACAGCGCCAUCCUGCGCAGGAUCCCCCCGCUCGCUCGCCGGGCUACCGAUCUCCGUAAUCUCCGUGGUUAA
Aspergillus versicolor CBS 583.65 is the source of this 4377-nucleotide messenger RNA. RefSeq lists its product as uncharacterized. The record is from RefSeq and is a predicted model, not a curated record. Gene Ontology annotation, cellular component: P-body. The transcript is spliced from 3 exons. The coding region runs from base 1 to 4377 and encodes 1458 amino acids. Gene Ontology annotation, biological process: deadenylation-independent decapping of nuclear-transcribed mRNA. Gene Ontology annotation, molecular function: protein binding. NCBI's taxonomy places the organism in Eukaryota, Fungi, Ascomycota, Eurotiomycetes, Eurotiales, Aspergillaceae.